Molecule: messenger RNA, 2229 nt
Organism: Nomia melanderi (Alkali bee)
Lineage: Eukaryota; Metazoa; Arthropoda; Insecta; Hymenoptera; Halictidae
Product: dnaJ homolog subfamily B member 12
Biological process (GO): cellular response to misfolded protein
Cellular component (GO): endoplasmic reticulum membrane
Molecular function (GO): Hsp70 protein binding
Source: RefSeq, a predicted model, not a curated record
UAGCCCCCUGGUAGUGAACUCAGACGAUUUUGUUAAAAUGAUGCAUUGUCGAUGGCGCUAUGACACAUUAUUCAUAGUAACGGUACAUUCUACGUUACAAUAUGUUCAUGACAUAACUUAUUAAAUUGCUAUGGCGGAGAAUUAAGAGUUGAGUGAUUGAAUUUAUUUACUAUUCUGCCUCGUCAUUGUGCAGGGAUAAAUUUUAGUUCGGCCUCUGAGAAAAAAUCAUGGACAGCAAUAAAGAUGAAGCCGAACGGUGCAUGGAACUCGCGGAACGAUAUCUUCGGGAAAAAAAAUAUGACGAGGCCGAAAAGUUUGUCCGUAAAGCACAGAAACUUUAUCCAACAAAAAAAGCGGAAGAUGUAUUAGCAAAAGUGACAAUGCUUUUGAAACAAAAUCAAAAGUCUGAGUCAGAACCUACUGUUAGAAAACGUCAAACAGCACCUAAAGAAGCUUCAUAUACUCAAGCUUCUACUGAUUAUACUAAGGAACAACUUGAAUAUGUUAAAAGGAUUAAAAAAUGUAAGGAUUAUUAUGAAAUUUUGGGUAUAAGCAAAGAUGCUACUGAUAGUGACAUUAAAAAAGCAUAUAAAAAGUUAGCACUUCAGUUACAUCCAGAUAAAAAUAAAGCACCAGGUGCUGCAGAAGCUUUUAAAGCUAUUGGAAAUGCUGUUGCCAUUCUUACUGAUGUGGAGAAAAGAAAACAAUAUGAUAUGUAUGGCCCAGAAGAAGAAAGAAUUCAGAAUGCCCAAGGCCGUCAAAACCAUGCGCAUUACAACUAUACAAGAGGAUUUGAAACUGACAUUACUGCAGAAGAAUUGUUCAAUAUGUUCUUUGGUGGUGGAUUUCCACAACAGGAGUUUUAUAUGAGACGUUCUGGUGGAAGAUGGAUGAGACAACAGGAUGUUCAGGCCCAACAUACUCAUUCUCAGCAAGCAAAUGGGUACACCACAUUCCUUCAGAUGUUGCCUGUACUGUUAUUAAUAUUGUUAACUAUGAUGAGCAGUUUCUUUAUAUCAGAUCCUGUAUAUAGCUUGCAUUCUAACGCAAAAUAUUCUGUACUGAGAACAACUCAAGGAUUAAGGGUGCCAUACUAUGUCAAAGAAAACUUUCACACUGAAUAUCAAGGCAGCUUACGUAGACUAGAAAUUUCUGUUGAAGAGGAAUACUUGAAUACUUUGAGACAUGCCUGUUAUAGAGAAAAAAGUUACAGAGAAACCUUAUUAUGGAAGGCAAGAAACUUUCAGGACCAAGAAUUAUUUUUGAAAGCUAGAAAUAUUGACACACCCUCCUGUAAGAAAAUACAAGAAAUGCAAGGAGCAUAGCAGCGCCACAUAUUUGAAUAGAAUUUUGUUGUAGAUAGGUGUAUAUUGUAUUUACACGUGUGUAGUUAUUAUUGGAUGAAAUGAAGAAUAUCGCGCAUAAUAGAUAAUGAUAUAUUAUGUAUCUUCGCAUCCAAAUUUGUAAAACAUCUUGGUCCACCAUAAAUUUUUACAUGGACCAUUUAAGCUGUUUAUCCCAUACUCGAAUUGUAAAUUAUUUGAUACUGGAUUGAUUGCAGUAGCGUGUAUGAUGAGUCUGAGCAAGAAUUUAAUUCUGCAUAUAGGUAUGACUUUGAAUUGAUAAAAUCGAAGGACAUAACGUUGCAAUACAAAAGCUAUACAUUUACAUAUUAUGUGUAGCGUUUACGUCUCGUCAUUGCUGGGCAAAAGAAAUAGUUGAGUGUCAUGAUCAGUGGUAAACGUAAUUUUAAAAUACUUUUUAUGGUUUAUAAACGUCGGUAGCGUUUGAAUGUUAACGUACAUUUCAAAUCUUGCCGUGUUUCUUAUGCCAUUAUUUAUAGUAUUGUAAUUGUAAAUUGAAACGUUGACAUUGAUACUCAUAUUGACAUUAAUACAGCGAUUUUGCUAGAAAAGUUUGUGACAUUGAUACCGUUUGAGUGUAGGUGUUAUCUUAUCGAGAAAGUCCACGAUUUAUUGAAUAUUAAUCUCAAUUGCGUACGACUAAAGCAUAUAUAAUAUAUACAUACACAUAUAUUAUACGAAAGGAUGUAUUUUAAGAUUAAUAAUAUUAGACAAAAAGAAAUGGAUUUAUUGCAUGGAUAUUUUUAUUACAUAUAAUUUCACUGUUCAAAGAAUAAUUGCACCAUUUAAAUAUUAAGUUGAUGAGAGAGAGGCACUCUUGAAUUUAAUUUAUUUAUCACGUAGGAAAAUAAAUAGAUUCACAAUA